AGAUGGAGUUUAAUCCGGAAAAAUGUGAGGUAAUGCAUUUCGGAAGGUCUAAUCCAGAUGGAAAAUAUACAGUAAGUGGCAGAACCCGUAAAAGUACUGAUAGGCAGAGGGCUCUGGGUGUACAGGUAUACAGGUCACUGAAAGUGGCAAUGCAGGCGGAGAAGGUAGUCAACAAGGCAUACGUUAUGCUUUGCCUUUAUCGGCCGGGGCAUUAAGUUUAAAAGUUGGCAAGUAAUGUUGUAGCUUUGUAGAACCUUAGUUAGGCAGUAUUUGGAAUAUUGUGUUCAAUUCUGGUCGCCACACUACCAGAAGGAUGUGAUGGCUUUGGAGAGGCUACGGAAAAGAUUUACCAGGGUGGUAUGGAAGGCAUUAGUUAUGAUGAGAGGUUGGAGAAACUUGCGUUGUUCUCAUUGGAAUGAUGGAGGUUGAGGUGCGACCUGAUAGAGAUCCACAAGAUUAUGAAGGGCAUGGACAGAGUGGACAGUCAGAAGCUUUCUCCCAGGAUGAAGAGUCAGUUAUUAGGUAGCAUAGGUUUAAGGUGCGAGGGGCAAAGUUUAAAGGUGAUGUGUGAGGCAAGUUUUUUUACACAAAGAUUGGUGGGUGCCUGGAACUCGCUGCCGGGGGAGGUAGUGGAAGCAAAUAGGAUAGUGACUUUUAAAGGGCGUAUCAUAUUGACAAAUCAUAUAUUGACAAAUAUAUGAAUAGGAUGGGAAUAGAGGGAUAUGGUCCCCGGAAGGGUAGGAGAUUUUAGUUGUGACGGGCAGCAUGUCGGAGCAGGCUUGGUGGACUGAAGGGCCUGUUCCUAUGCUGUAAUUUUUCUUUGUUCUUUUGUUCUUGUUCUUCUCUUUCCCCAGAGGAAGUACCAUUUCACUUUUCAUCCUACAUUGGGCUUAGCAGUUGGGGAUGACUCCUCUAGUUUAAAUGGCUGGACUUUUCCAUUUCCUGGAGUAUUUUUAUUAGAUGAAUUUGUGAAUGAAGAGGAGGAAACUAAGCUGGUGAACCUGAUGGAUAGUGAUGAAUGGAAGCCAUCACAAUCUGGACGCAAGAAACAGGAUUAUGGUCCAAAGGUGAAUUUUAAAAAGCACAAGUUGAAAGUAGGAAGCUUCAGUGGCCUACCAAGCUUCAGCCGUCUCCUCCUAAAUCGAAUGAUGCGGUAUCCUCUGCUGAAAAGCUUUCUUCCUGUGGAGCAAUGUAACCUGGAUUAUAGACCAGAACGUGGCUCUGCCAUUGACUCACACUUUGAUGACUGGUGGUUGUGGGGUGAACGUUUGGUCAGCCUGAAUCUACUGUCUGAAACUAUAUUAUCGAUGUCUUGUGACUCAGACGAUCUCAUCCAGCUCCAUCAUCAGUCCUGUGAUCCAGUAACUGAUAAUUCAGACAGCCUUUGUAAUUUCCAUGCAGAUGAUACUCAAUUUCUGUGCACUGAUAACUGUAGUGUGAAAAGCACCAGUGACAACUGUCAAAGGCAUGUCCCUUACAAAGACAUAGAGGUAGCCAUUCAUUUGCCAAGGAGAUCUUUAAUUGCUUUAUAUGGUGAUGCACGAUAUAAAUGGAAACAUGGCAUAAACAGGGAAGAUAUUAAAUCAAGGCGGAUCUGCAGUACCUUUAGAGAGCUAUCAGAAGAAUUCAGCCAUGGAGGGAAUCAAGAGGCAUUGGGAACAGAGCUCUUGGAUCUUGCAUUGAGCUUUCAAGGUGUUCCUGUAUGAAAUUACUGUUAUAAAAUGUCAAGUACAAGUAAUCUUCAUUACAAAUUCAGCUUUGGGAUAUCUAUAAAAAAAAAUAGUUGUUAUUUAACCCUUCUUCUUAUGCUGUGGUCUGGAUCAUAUAGGAUGUAAUGGAUGUUCCAGUACUGUCCAAACCUUUGCAGCAUUAUAAAUGUUUCAUUAGAGUUGUAAAAGAGCAGUGAGAUUCUGAACUGAUCUUUUUUUUUAUCUCUGCUGCCCCAUUGAAAAACAUCUGUCCACUCCUAAUCUUGCCCCUUUUAAGCAAACAGUUGUCUUUAGGCAGAAAUUAUGGAAUCAGAAUCAUGCUUUAGCACAGUUAUCCACUAAUGUACUGUGCACACGAGCCAAAACGAGGCUUUAUUGAUGAGGGAGAUGAUACAUGAUACAUGAGGCAUGUGUAGGGAAUCUAUAAUCUAUUCAAUGCACAUUUAGUGAAAAUACAUGUUGGUUUGAGGGUUGACCAGUUGAGAAGAUGAUGUCUAUUUUUAAUUAAUGAACUUAUUUUAAAUUAAUUAAUGAAUACACAGUUCAAAUUAUGUCAACCUGUCAAGUUUUUUUCCUCAGAAACCAAUGAUUGGGGUUUUCUCAAAGCAAGGAGGUAGUGAUCUAUUUUACUUUCAAAUAUUCAGAUUUUAAUUUGAAUAAAUGCUAAUAUUUUUAAACAAUUUUAUGCUCUAAUCUAACUUCGAAUGCCAUGUUUGAGUAAUUAAAGUUAAUAUUUUGGAAUUCUGUUGCCCAAUGAGCUUAACCUUUUAAGUAAUUUUGAACAGAGAACUAGGUUGUUGCAUAUCGAAUUACCGUUUCUAAAAUAUCAGUUAUUUUGGAAUGGGACAGUCCUUUCUCAACAAUUUACAUUUCUUGGAUUAGCACCCUACCUAGCAUUUAACAUUCUCUCUUGGCUUAGAUCAGCAACUGCUUUGGCUGUCUAUUCCUUCCUUUUCUUGCUCUCCCUCCCUCUCCAUCCCUCUCCCUGUCCUCCUACUCUGCCAUCAGCACAAAUACCACCCUUUCCCAGUUAUAUUCAAUUCUGACAAAGGGUCACUGGGCUCAAAACGUUAACUCUGUUUGUCUCCCUACAGAUGCUUCCCGACCUCUGCUGAGUUUCUCCAGCACUGUUUUUGUUUAAGCUUCACCUGCCUUCCUGAUGUCCAACCUUCCAAAUAUACAUUUUCAAUAUUGAUUCAGCUCUUUCCACUGAAAUACACUUGCAUAAAUGAAGCAAGAUACAUCUUACUUAUGGGAGUAUGUGACACUCCAUGUAACUAUCACUCUGCUGGAUGGGUGUCCCAUGGGAGCCUUGCCUGGCUGAUUACCUCUGUGGUAGUUUUGACGUGAUUUUGUCUACUACAGCAACAGUCAUGCCUCCCCACAGGCCUCACCAGAAACAGCAGUACCAUCUGAAACUGGCCGGCCAAAAGACCUAGAAAAAUUUAUGAGACAGUUGUGUGGUGCACAUGGAUCAGGAUGCCAAGCAGUGUGAGGUAUCACUCUCAGAAGGCACAGCAUACGGAGGGUUUGAAUAACCUAUAGAUCCAGAUGGGAUGCAUCCCAGAUAAAAAAUCUCCCACGGGUGCUUAUUUGGUAGUGCUCUGUGAAAAAUGCUGAAACCACACAAGCUCCAACAAGACUCCAUGCUGGCAAGAAGUCCGUCUCUACACCGACAGAAGAAAUGGGAGUGAGACCCACAAGACUGUGGUGCAUUUCUUAUGCAGGCCUGGAUCCAGGAGUCAGGCCAGGAGGAUUAGGAGUUCCAAUCAAUGCAGACAAAGACAUGAAAGAAGAAAAUGUUUAGGCAGCCCACAACAGUUUCUUCAAGGAUUUGGGAAGGGUCAACAAUAUUCUCAGCAAUGAAACAUUGGUUCCAUAUAGGCUGUCAUAUCCAGUCAUCAUUGAACUGACGUAUGAAAGAAGUGCCAUUAAUAAACUUGUGAUACAUGACAUCACUGACAGAUUA
Molecule: messenger RNA, 3678 nt
Organism: Rhincodon typus (whale shark)
Lineage: Eukaryota; Metazoa; Chordata; Chondrichthyes; Orectolobiformes; Rhincodontidae
Gene: alkbh4
Product: alkB homolog 4, lysine demthylase
Exons: 2
Coding region: 1005-1706 (233 amino acids)
Biological process (GO): protein demethylation; oxidative demethylation; actomyosin structure organization
Cellular component (GO): contractile ring; midbody
Molecular function (GO): oxidoreductase activity; demethylase activity; actin binding
Source: RefSeq, a predicted model, not a curated record